Messenger RNA from Amphibalanus amphitrite, 1714 nucleotides. RefSeq names its product pleckstrin homology domain-containing family A member 3-like. The coding region runs from base 283 to 945 and encodes 220 amino acids. The transcript has 6 exons. Gene Ontology annotation, cellular component: recycling endosome; trans-Golgi network; early endosome. The record is from RefSeq and is a predicted model, not a curated record. Gene Ontology annotation, biological process: receptor recycling; retrograde transport, endosome to Golgi; endosome organization. Lineage: Eukaryota; Metazoa; Arthropoda; Thecostraca; Balanomorpha; Balanidae.
UCAUCGUAUUUUAUGUAAAAUCCAUCCCACAAAUGUUGAAAAAUUGCGCCAUUUAUCCUCUUAGCUUCCACACCACACGACUCCCUUACUUUCGUGAAGUCAACGUUACUCGCUUGUGCUGCUUUUUGAACAUCAAUAUUUGGUGGAGAUGUGACAAAAGCGCCAUAACGGACUGUUUUGUUUAUUGUCGACGUCAGCAGUCACAGAGUCUGGACGGAAUCGAUAAGUGUCAUUUGAUGCCAAAGAAUUUGAAGAUGAAAGAUCAAUUGUAGAAAAACAAAUAUGGAGGGUAUAUUACACAAGUGGACUAACUACUGGAAUGGCUGGCAGCCGCGCUGGUUCAUCCUCGAGGACGGCGUGCUCUCCUACUACCAGUCGCGCGAGGACGUCUCCAAGGGCUGCAAGGGCUCCAUCAAGGUGUCGGUGAGCGACAUCAGCGUCCACCCGACCGACGCCACGCGGCUCGACCUGACCAUCCCGUACGAGCAGCACUACUACUUGCGGGCCGGCUCGCCGGCCGAGAGACAGCAAUGGCUCAUCGCGCUGGGCUGCGCCAAACAGGCGGCCGGACCGACCCGCGCCGGCCGGGACGCGCCAGCAGAGGGCGCCACCGACUCUGUGCGCACCAAGCAGUCGGAGCUGCGGCUCUACUGCGACCUGCUGAUGCAGCAGGCACACCAGGUGAAGACUGCCGCCGGACACGCGGACGGACCCCAGCUGGAGGAGCUGGAGGAGGCCACCUCACUGCUGGGCCCCACGUGUGACACCUUUAUCCGCACCCUGGACGAGUGUAUGGCGCUGGUAGCUCGGGCCUCGGCCGGCUCACCGCCGCCUCACGCUCCCGACCGCUCCGUACCGCUGCACGCCGUCCAUCAGGGCAAGCGGGAGAAGCGGAUGUCGACCUCUUCCAACGACUACUCGCGCACCAACUCGGGCGGCAGCUAGUCGACCAGCAGGAGCGGUAGCUGGCCGACCUCCGUCCCCGCCGUCCGAAGGCCCGGUCUAACCCUGGCGGGCGGGACUCCACGCCAUAACACCGCUCAAACCGGCAGAGUACCAUUACCAGCGGCGGCGCGGAGUACAGGUAACCUAGGGAUGCACUCUUUAUCGGGUGGGCUGCUGCCGUACAUAACGUGAUCUAAAUGAAGACGGGACGCCGCCGCGGCGAACGCUUUAAUCUCAUGACUGUAGUGGCGUUCGGAGCUGGUGGAUCUCGACAGGAACGUCAUAACUCGCGUCACAGUACGUGCCUGCGUCAUACAGUGACGUCAGAUAGUGACGUGUCUGAUGGUGAUGUGUGACGCCUGAAGAGCGCUGAGGGCGUAUGGCGUACCGUGCGCAGCGGUACGAAGAGUAUAUAGUGCAUGUGAUGCGCGUCUCUGACCAAAUAUCUACUGGGGCGCCGGGAAGGGAGAUGCGUCGAGUCGCCAGGCUACGGGCUUUCAGCGGGCUGGGGCGGCCGUGUUGGGGGGGGGGGGGGGGGAGGAAGGGAUGUAACCCCGGGUGCCAUUUGCAGUCCACACAGUGUGCAAUGGGUGAAUUCUCGGUUCGCCGGGCUGCGGCAGUGUGCGGCCGACGGCACCGCCGCGUGGUUUUGUUCACUAUUGGUGUUAAGUUUAUCGGGCGACGUUAGUGGAUAUUUUAUAUAUGGUGAGCUUGUCAUGCUAUAUGUGCGUUGUAUUCUGUGAUGGGAUUAAAUAUUCCAGUUGACAUA